CGUCGACUGUCUCAAGUGCUGAGCCAGCGCUGUCGUCCUCUUCAACAUGUUGAGUCGGUCAGCUCUUCGCGCUUCGCGCGCUUUCAACGCCGUCAAAGGCCCAGCCAACCAGACUGCGAAGCGCAAUGCCUCCUCGCAGUCGGAUCCAGCAUCAUGGAAAAACACAGCUUUGCUCUCCUCAUCCGCAGUCCUCGCCGUGGGCUCAGUAGCCUGGUACUACCACCAAUUCGGACGCGUCGCGCACGCUGCAGCUCCCGCUGAAGAAGGUCUUCACGCCACGGCCUACCCUUGGGAGCACGAGAAGUACACCAAGACUUUCGAUCACGGUGCCCUGCGACGUGGUUUCCAGGUCUACCGUGAGGUCUGCGCGUCUUGCCACUCUCUCAGCCGUGUCCCUUACCGAACACUGGUCGGUAACAUGAUGACCGUCGACGAGGCCAAGGCUCUUGCCGAGGAGAACGAGUACGACACCGAGCCCAAUGAUGAGGGUGAGAUUGAGAAGCGACCCGGAAAGCUUUCGGACUAUGUCCCAUCGCCAUACAAAAACGACGAGGCUGCUCGUGCUGCCAACAAUGGUGCUCUCCCCCCGGAUCUCAGUCUGAUCGUCAAGGCCCGACACGGCGGCUGCAACUACAUCUUCUCCCUUCUCACUGGCUACCCCGACGAGCCCCCGGCGGGCGCCGUUGUCCAGUCUGGCUUGAACUUCAACCCUUACUUCCCUGGUACUGGUAUUGCCAUGGCUCGUGUUCUUUACGAUGGUCUCGUUGAGUAUGACGACGGUACACCUGCGACCACUUCCCAGAUGGCCAAGGAUGUUGUUGAGUUCCUCAACUGGGCGGCUGAGCCCGAGAUGGACGACCGUAAGCGAAUGGGAUGGAAGGUCAUGGCCGUCGGCACUGCGUUGUUUGCGGUGUCUGUCUGGGUUAAGAGAUACAAGUGGUCUACGAUCAAGACCCGCAAGAUCUCUUACACCCCACCCACUGGCCCGAUUCCAAAGCAGCCCGGUGGAGUUUUCCGACGAUAGACAGAUUCCAAUGAUACACCAGAGGCGAAAACAGGAAAGUGAUCACUGUCAUGUGUACAGC
Messenger RNA from Dissoconium aciculare CBS 342.82, 1085 nucleotides. RefSeq lists its product as uncharacterized. Gene Ontology annotation, molecular function: heme binding; electron transfer activity. Lineage: Eukaryota; Fungi; Ascomycota; Dothideomycetes; Mycosphaerellales; Dissoconiaceae. The record is from RefSeq and is a predicted model, not a curated record. Bases 47 to 1024 code for a protein of 325 amino acids. Gene Ontology annotation, biological process: mitochondrial electron transport, ubiquinol to cytochrome c. The transcript has 4 exons.